This is a messenger RNA of Tachyglossus aculeatus (Australian echidna), 887 nucleotides long. RefSeq names its product CD63 molecule (gene CD63). Gene Ontology annotation, cellular component: membrane. The transcript is spliced from 8 exons. The record is from RefSeq and is a predicted model, not a curated record. Bases 86 to 799 code for a protein of 237 amino acids. NCBI's taxonomy places the organism in Eukaryota, Metazoa, Chordata, Mammalia, Monotremata, Tachyglossidae.
GGCCGGGCCCGGGCCGAGAGCCUUAGAUCGGGACAGCCGCGGCCGGAGGCGAGCCGUCCGGGCGGGGGAGCGCAGUCCAGCAGCGAUGGCGGUGGAAGGAGGAGCGAAAUGUGUCAAGUACCUGCUCUACAUCUUCGUGCUGGCCUUCUGGGUGUGUGCAGUGGCACUCAUUGCCGUGGGCGUCAUGGCCCAGCUAUCCGUGAACCGGGCGGUGGCCCUGGGGGAGACCACGGGGUCGGUGGCUCCCUUAGUGAUCAUCGCCGUGGGGGCCGGCCUCUUCCUCAUCGCCUUCGUGGGCUGCUGUGGCACCUGCCGGGAAAGCUACUGCCUCAUGGCCACGUUUGCCGCCUUCCUAACCCUAAUCGUCCUGGUGGAAGUGGCUGCCGCCAUCGCAGGAUAUGUGUUUAGGGACAAGCUGAAGUCCGAGUUCGAGAAGCGCUUCCGGGCUCAGAUGGCGGAUUACCAGAAGUCAAAUGCCACCCGGGAACUGGUGGACGACAUGCAGAGAGAGUUCAACUGCUGUGGGGCCCACAACUACACGGACUGGACGUCCAUGCCCGACUUCCACUCAAACGUCCCCGACUCCUGCUGCCGCAAUGUCACCCAGGGCUGCGGCACUGGCUUCAAGUUGAAGAACAUCUACACAAAGGGCUGCGUGGAGACAUUUGGGGGCUGGUUGAGACACAACGUGUUGCUGUUCGCCGGGGUGGGGCUGGGUAUUGCCUUCGUGGAGGUGCUGGGCAUCGCCUUCUCCUGCUGCCUCAUGAAGAGCAUCCGCAGUGGCUACGAGGUGAUGUAGGCCCAGGUUGUUCCCCCUCACCGGCUCUGGCCCCAGCUCUUCUGGCCUCGCAGGUUUCAGUAAAGACAGAAUAUUUUUUGAGACGGAA